GAAAGAAAGAUAGAGCGCCGACGAUAUGGGGAAAAAAGAUAAGAAAAAGAGAAUAAGAAAAGAAAAGAAAAGGAAAGAAAAAAAGCAAAAAAAAAAGAAGUAAAAUUAAGUAUAAAUUAAAGAGAGAACACGUCGACCCGUCAUAGAUUCAAGCACAAUAAGGACUAGUAGGGCCAGGCACAAUAAAAUUCGGCCGUCACGUUGUAGGCAGCGAUCUGUUAGAGUGACAAGUCAUAUUAAGUAUCUAUAUAUAGCGAGACUAUUAAAUAAACACAUAUUGUCUAUUGUCAGACGAGUGUAUCAUUCAUUGUUGACGUUAAAUUCGUUUAUCCUAUCCGACCUUCUGAUAAAACGAAUGCUAAAAUAAAAAACAAAUGCAUAGGAGAAUGUUCUACGCUCAUUGAUAUCUGAACCAUUCCUAUCCUCGAUGUUUUUCUUUUUUCUUUUUUUUUUGAUAAAUACUACGAAACAAUCGAAAGAUUAAUAUUCGGAAGUAUCCAUGAAGUUGGUUGUAAAAAGAUAUAAUCACGUCGUUCGCCUAGUUAAUAUUAAUAUUUUAAUAAUAAUUGUUUCAUUUUAUCAAUUAUAAGCGAUCAUAGGAUUAAUAUUUUUUAUUAUAAUAUAUAGGAUAAUGGAGAAUCAGUUAAAUCUUCUUGCUUAUUCCAAUCAAACUGGUACAUAGAUCAUAAGAAAUAUUUUAUUUCUUAAAUAUAUUAGAGGUUAAUUAUAUUUAAUUUAAAUUAAUAAAAAUAUAUAUGUAUAUAUAUAUAAUAUAUAAUAUAAUAUUAUAUAUUAUAUAUAUAUAUAUAAUAUUAUAGAUGAUUCGAGUAAUGGCAAACAAACCAUAAAUCAGAAAAUUUCGAAGUUAGAAAUGCAUACGAGAAUUUUCGCGUCUAUGUGUCCCGAUGAAAUUCUGGAUUAUUUUGACGACUAUAGUAUGAGAGAGUAUUUAACAACGCUAAUGCUCGGUGAUAUAUCAGGCUUUACCGAUUUUGUUGAAAAAUAUACGAAAGCAGGUAAAGGUGGUGCAUCAAAAUUGACGGAGACAUUGAACAAUUACUUAGGUCUUAUGAUUCAAGAAAUUCUCUCGCAAAAUGGCGACGUAUUAAAAUUUUCCGGUGACUCUUUUAUCGUCAUGUGGAAGCUUAAAAACGAUACUAAUAUGCGCGACCUAGCAACUACGGCGAUUCAAACGGCUUGCGUUAUACAAAAACAUUUUGGCAUUUAUGAGACUGACGUUGGUAUCACACUAAGAGUAAAACUAGCCAUAGCGUCUGGUACAACAUAUUUUACGUCUAUCGGUGAUCCAAAGAAAAUGUCGCAUUACAUGAUAACCGGUAGGCCUGUGUGGGAAGUUAAAUAUGCCGAACAACUUUGCAAAGGUGGCGAUAUUUUAGUAGCACUUAGCACCUGGCAAUGGAUAAAUCCAAUCGACUACAUCUAUGAAACACUUCCUGAUGGCUUACAUGUUCUUGUUAUAACUUGUUCUACCUUAUGGUAUACUUUGAAAAGUUCUUACAAUGAAAAAGCGAACAAUGAAAAAGGUAUACUAAAUCAAUCACUUACAUUAUAUAUAAAUUUUGUCCUUUUUCUUUUUUUUCUUUUUUUUUCAGUACGACCAAAAAUCUUAAAAGUAGCGAAAGCACAUUUGAAAGACGCUUUGAAAAGUUAUAUAUUAAGACCGGUUGUCCGUUCAGUCGAAAUGGAUGAACCGUUGAAAUAUCUGUCCGAAAUGAGACAAGUCGUUAUUGUAUUUGUCAAUGCAACCAUCAAUGAAAUAAAAAAUAAACAAUUGAUGAGAUCAAUCGACACAGCGUACAAACUCGUAUGCAGGAUAGUCAAUGGGAUGCAAGGAUGUGUCAACAAAACGUCUCUCUUUGACAAAGACCUAAUGUUUCUUUGCAUUUUUGGUUUGCGAGGAGAUAAACAUGAACUUGAAUCACAAAUUGGCCUUAAAUGUGGCUUCAGAUUGCGAAUUGCUUUGAAAGAGUUAACAAAUAUUACUGACGUCACUGUUGGCGUUACAACAGGGAUGACAUACUGUGGCGUUGUUGGUCACAUACUAAGAAGAGAGUAUACAGUUAUUGGAAUGGCGGUGAACAGAGCUGCUCGACUUAUGAUGGUUUACAAAAAUAAAGUUAUAUGUGACAGAGAGAGUUUUCUUCAUUCUCAAUUAGAAGGUAGCCAUUUCAAAUUACAAGAGCCAAAAUAUUUGAAAGGAAUUAUAGACAUUGGUCCAAUUUACGAGUUCGAAGAACAAGUCAAAGAUAAAACGUCGGAAUUGAUUUGGAGCAAAUAUCCUUUGCUAGGUCGAGCUAAAGAAAUGAAAAUUUUUCGAAACUUAUUAGCAACUAUGUUAGAUUACACAGUCAUGAAAAAUCAUUCAACAACUGAACCACAGUACAAUACAUUGAUAAUAAGAGGUGAACCCAGAAUAGGAAAAACGAGGAUGUUAGACGAAAUGGCAUUAAACAUACCAAAUGGUAUCCCAUUAAAUUACAUUUCUCUUGUUUCAACAGACAUGCAGAAGCCGUACACCUUAUUCCAUCUAAUAUUCUCUUUACCCUUGAAAUUCUCAUCAACGUCAACUUCAAAGGAUCGAGAAGACAAGUUGAUGCGUUUAUUAAACAAUAAACUUUAUCCUGAAUAUCUCUGUGUGUUGAAUGAAGUCUUCAAUGUUCGUUUCCCAAUGACCGAAGAAUACACAAAUUUUAAGGAAUUAGAAAAGCAUAGGAUACUUGAAAAACUUUUAAUAUAUCUAACAAAAAAAUGUUUUCAAAAACUCUGGAUCAUCAUUAUUGACGACAUUGAAUACGCCGACGAAGAGUCAUUGAACUUUUUCGAUAUUCUUAUCAACAUCAAUAUGUUUUUGUUCGUCAUUAGUGUUGGUCGAAAAGUUGAUGCAGAAUACAAAUUGGCUAAUACAUUAUUGAAAAAAGCACGAGUAUGUAAAUUUGCAAAAAUCAAUUAUGUCAUUGAACUGCAAGGUAUCGAUAAAUGGUAUCAUGUUGGUAUUGUGUGUCAAAUACUCAAUGUAUUUGGUAUAUCUACAGAAUUGGAAAAAUUUAUUCAAGAACGAAGUUUAGGAAAUCCAGGCUGGAUUGAAAGUUAUUUGGUGAGUCUCAUGCAAAGUAAUAAUCUAGAAAUCAUAAAUGUUACCAGAAAAGAAGCUGAGUCAAUGGGAUAUGUUUUACCCGAUUUAAAAAUGUUAAAAAGAUUCAUGUUGGAUUCGACUAUUUUAAAAAAAAGCAGUUUACCUCGCGAGGAUAGAUGGGAAAUGUACAAGACAAGUUAUAUGAAUGAUACAAUGUUAUCGAUCAAUAACACCAUUCAUCAAGAUGAAAUCGAUUUGAAUAGCGAACUGAUAAGCGUAGCUUUUUCAAAAACACUAGAAAACUCAUUAAUCAUGAAUAGUAAUAUGCGAAUAAACUUUGACGUACUUAUUUUAAAAGUGUUCGAUGCUUUAACGCCACUCGAUCAAUUAUUACUUAAAUGUGCUUCUAUACUUGGCGUAUUUGUUUGCCGAAAAAUGUUGGAAAGUAUAGCUGAAAUGUCUAAGAAAGACACAGGUUUAAGUAAGAUUGGAUUACUAUAUAUAUAUAUAUAUUUAAUUGAACUAGCCAAUAUGCCGAAAUAUGCAUCAUGCGGUCUCAUACGUUUCAAGAUAACGAUAUUUCAAGACACAACAUAUAGAUUACUCACGGAGGAUCAAAAAAUCGAGUUACACAAGAAGGCACUCAAAUAUUUAGAACGAAAUACCAGACGUUGCAAAUCAUGUGGCGAAGGAUAUUUUUCAAAAUUAUUAGGUGAAAAAUUCUUGGACGAAGUAGGAAAAAUACCGAUAGAAUAUCCAUUGAAUAUAAGACAAUUUAAUGAAAUAGGUUCAAAGUUAUUCGACAUACCCAAAAUAAAAAGUAAAAUAAUGAUUAAAUAAAUAUAUUUGAUAAUAAACAUAUAUAUGAUGAUUUAUAUGUUUUUAGAUGUGUUAACCAGUAAAAAUAGUCUACCUUAUUUAAAUAUUUUAAGAAAAUCAAAGAGAAAACUAAUACGUACUUUUUCCAACAUUGAUUUCACUAAUUGUGAAUGUAAUCUGAUAUUAUUAACCGUUUAUACACAAAUGGUUGAGCAUUGUCGUAGAAUUGGUGAUAAUGAUAAGACUUUAAUCGCUAUAUUGGAAUUCGCUGAGAUAUGCAUUGAAAAUCAAAAUGUUCCUCAAGCAAGGAAAUUGUUGAACGAGGCUGAGACUACACUUCAACAGAAUACUUUCGACCCGUUCAAAAACUUUCGGCAUAUCCUGUAUUGCUUAAUUUUAAUUUCUUUUAAUCUUAACCUAAUCUUAAUUUCUAAGAUUAAAGGUAUGAAAAAAGAGACUCGAUUGGCAGCAAUAUGGGCAUUAAACAAAGCACGUUCUACCAGCGAUUUCUUGAUACUAUCCAUAUGUUACACCAACAUGCUGACUAUCGGCCACAUGUAUUGCACGAAGUAUAACAUCAUUAAGUAUUUGGAAAACGAGAGCAUCGAUUUGUGUAACGAAGAAGUUAGAAUGAUAGAGUAUCAAGAUCUCAAAAUAAUUAUUGAACUUUAUGCCGGUGUUUUUUUCUCACGUUGGCUAAGAGGACAAAUUAACGAGGCCAUCGACAUCGGUUUCAUCAUUAUCAGAUUAGCAAAAUCUAUUAAUUUAACAAAUACCGAAUGUAUUGUUUUACCAAGACUCAUUAAUCUUCUGAUGAUCUCUUGUCGUUAUUCCGAAAUUGUCUCAAUAUUACGAGACUUAGGUGAUCAUCUUUUUUCUUUUAACUUAAUAAUAUUCCAUACAGAAUUUGUGUCGAAAAACCAUAUGGACAAGUCCGGUCGUACGUGGUAUUACGCGACGUGUGCCGAAGUACAAUUGGAUAUAGGAUUGAUAGUUCUUUCUUAUCAAAAUUGCGAACGUUAUUAUCUGAAAGAAGGUGAAAAUCUGUUGAGCCUGCGAGAUUCGGAAGCCGAAAGACGAUAUUUUAUAUCAAUGUGGCUAUGGUGUAUUAGAAACAAAGAAUGGGCAGCAUCUAAGGUAUGGAUAAAAAAAAAAGUUGAAAAAAAGAGUACCGAUGAAGACCUAGUCGCAGCCACUAUUACGGAUUUGAAAGAACUCGAAGGAAUGCUCAUUUCUUACGUACAUUAUGUGAACAAUUAUGACGCCAAAGCUAUAAAUAUUAUGACGAGUAUCAAAGCUUCUUUAAAAAAUAUUAAAAAGAUGGUGAAAAUCGUGAAAAUUGCGAGACCAAGGUACAUAUUAAUAAAAGCUUACUAUUAUAUGGUUCGGGGUUACAAAAAGAUGGCUAUAAAGAUUUUACAAAAAGCUAUAAAAAUAUCUUUCAAAAUGGAUAAUAAAAUGAUAUAUGGAUGGGCAAUGCAUUGUAAACAAGCUUGGGAAGGAAAACUGCCAUUGAUAGAACGUGACUUGUGGCAACAACAAUCGAUGAUCCCUUCGUCUUCAACUUGGAACGAAAUUAAUACGAACGAAACGAAAAUUAUCUUUUAUACAUUGCCAGUACCGACCUAUUAAAUCUUAUAUUUUGUUUUAUUGAAAUGAUUAUUUAAUGAUAUAAUAUAUUCUAUUGUACAUAAAAAGUAAUUAAAUCCAUUUGAUAAACACACGCACAACAUACCAACGCCUUCUCAAAUCAAACUGAGCGUAUGUCAAGGUUACUAUUUUACAAAAUAAUAUUACGCGAAGAAAACAACGAUCAUUGGUUAAACUUAUAAAAUGGCAAUGGGCGCCAUUUUAAGAUUAAUUUUAAAAAUAAUACAAAAGCUUUAAAUUGUAAAUAUAUAUUUCUUUUUAUAUAAUAUAUCCAUUGGAAAUUGUAUAAUUAUUUAAUAAGUACUUUAUUUCUCGGUUUUCUUGUUACUUUAAAUUUUCUGCGUGUUUCCUCUAAGCAGUGCUAUUAAUUAAAAUAAAAAAACAAAAGACUAACUUGUUUGAUUUGGAAAACUUCAAUAAAUUCAGUAACAUGUCCAGAAACAAAUUAUUUUAAAUCUAAACAAAAAUAAACCUUUUGAUUGCAAAAUUUCAAUUUAUCAAAAACCUACAUCUUAUCAACAAAUAUGUCGUAAGCAUAAAAUAAUAUAUUUUGUAUCAUGGAAAUCAAAUUAAAACUACUGUUAUUAUUAGGUGUUUUCCGUGCUCUCCUCCAAGCUGUUAUCCAGCAUG
This is a messenger RNA of Vespa velutina, 6193 nucleotides long. RefSeq names its product adenylate cyclase type 10-like. Gene Ontology annotation, molecular function: adenylate cyclase activity. The record is from RefSeq and is a predicted model, not a curated record. Gene Ontology annotation, biological process: intracellular signal transduction; cyclic nucleotide biosynthetic process. The transcript is spliced from 25 exons. Gene Ontology annotation, cellular component: cytoplasm. Lineage: Eukaryota; Metazoa; Arthropoda; Insecta; Hymenoptera; Vespidae.